Mytilus californianus (California mussel) is the source of this 4811-nucleotide messenger RNA. Its product is annotated as zinc finger protein 208-like. The coding region runs from base 157 to 4104 and encodes 1315 amino acids. Lineage: Eukaryota; Metazoa; Mollusca; Bivalvia; Mytilida; Mytilidae. The record is from RefSeq and is a predicted model, not a curated record. Gene Ontology annotation, cellular component: nucleus. The transcript is spliced from 4 exons.
GUUCUUUUCGGUGGAGUGCGGCGGUGACAUUUUUUUUUACCAGAGGUUAAAUUGCUGAAAACACGCUUGCCACCGAAAUAUAUAAUUUUGAAAAGACUGAAUAUGGAAGAGGUUAUCUUUCAGUUUUAGAGUUAUAAAAAAGACAGGUGACAUACAAUGGAAAGGGCAGACCUUGUGUACAAGCUUGUUGAUGAACUAGAACCUGUGUUAGAGAAGUAUGCCUCCACAGGGAUUGAGGUAGCUGUACUGAUUAGUAAAGUCAACGACAAUGUUGUUGGUUACCAAGGAACAAAGUUAGGCAAAGAUUUCCUGGAACAGAAUACCUUCUUUACAGAGACGUUUAGGAAGUUUUGUAAAGAUUACUGGUAUGGAGCUGACAAUGUAGUAACAUAUUCAACACCAAUAAAAAAGAUGAAGAUUCAGAACUCAGAUGACAAUAAUGAAGAUGUAAAUGAAAUUCAUGAUGUAGACUUUAUAUCCGGAGAUAAUAGCUCAGUUUUGAGUGGUCUGGAAGGCUUUGCUUUACUUGAUGGACAGAAAAUAUCAAUUUCCACACUUAUAACAGAUGUAAAUGAAGAAAAUAAAAAUAAAAUCAUAUUAAAAACCACAAAGUUGGCACAGAACAACUCAAAACAAACAAAGGGAAAAACUGAGGAGAAGAAAAAGAUUACAAGAAAGGCUAGGUACAGAUGUCAUAUUUGUGAUGAAGCUUACUUCAGGAGACCACACAGACUUAACAUACACAUGCAUGAAUUUCACAGCAAGGAAUUAUCUGAGAAUGAAAUGGAGGCAUAUCCCUUACCUGAAGGAUAUCAGAAAAGGAUAGAAGUUCCAAUCAAAAAAGAUUACGAAAAAUCACAUAAAGGUGUCCCUAAAAAGAAAAUAACAGUCACACCCUUUGAUGAAAAAAAACAUUUGACAUACAGAUUCCAGUGUGAUGAAUGUAAUCUCAGAUUUAAGAAAGUGGAGAAAUUUAACAUGCAUAGAAUCCAGGUUCAUAAUCAAGAGGAAGUUACUGAAGACUAUGGGAUAUGUAAAGAUGGCUACCAAUGUAAAUAUUGCCCAAAGGUUUUUGCAUCUCGUUGGAACCUUCAGCGACACAUUGAUAUUCACCUAGGGAGGAAGAGAUUUAAAUGUGACGAUUGUGACAAGUUUUUCUUUAGACGAGAAGAACUGGCAAGACAUAAAGUAACACAUACCAAUACACGCGAUCCAAUGAGAGGAUCUUAUGGAAAAAUCCAGUGUUACAGCUGUGGAGAACCUAUGAGGUUAAAGGCUGGAGAAAAUUGUUCUAUUCCCUCAUCACAUGAUAAUUUGAGAGAAAAAAUUGCUAUUGAGAGUAUAUUAACAUGUAAAUAUUGUGAUGUGACAUUCAAAGACCAUGACAUCUACAAGCUUCAUUUGGCAGAGCAUGAAGGAAAAGGAAAAGAAGUCUUGUCAGAACACGAUUACAUGUAUUUGACAGAUCCAGCAGCAGAAGAUGAGGCAGAAAAAGAAGACUUUUCACCUGAAAGUAUGGAGGUGGAUGAUGAUGCAUCCAAAGGGGUUGAUAAAGAAGACCAAGAUAUAGAGCCCAUAAGUGCAACUAAAGAUGACAAGUCAGAAAUUGAAAAUUUGAAAGACAAACAGAAAGAAUUAAAUGAAGGACUAGUUCCUGAAGAGGAAGAGAUGAUGCCUACCGUUAUAAAAAUUGAUGAAGAUCUGAAUAAGCCAAGGAAAAGGUUUUCAAAGUUAAACUAUGAGGGAGCCUUCAAAUGUAAAAUCUGCUUCAAAUCAUUUGUAACUAGAUUUGUAUUGGAUCGACAUAUGAUGAUACAUACAGGGACAAAGAAGUUUGAGUGUAAAAUAUGUGAUUCAACUUAUUCAAGGAAAGACUUGAUGGAAAGACAUAUGAAGAGAAAACAUUACGCAGAGAAGGUUUUAAAAUGUAACAUAUGUAACAUAAUAUGCAAAGAUGAAGUAGGUCUAAACUACCACAUAUCAGUAAAACAUGAAGAUGGAGAUGUUAAAUUAGAAUGUACAAUUUGCUCUGCCACUUUCAGUAGAAUCAAAUCGCUGAGGAAGCAUAACAAAAAAUGUCAAGAAAAAGUAGAUGAAGAUUUCAUACCCAUUAUUAUAAAGCAAGAGGUAACGUUGCCAGUUGAGGAACGUAGUAGUAGUAGAAAAAGAAAACCACAAACAUGGUUUGGCUUUGAGGAUGACAAUGAACAAAAGCCUACCACUAAUGAAGCUAAAGUACAGAAGUCAUCAACUUCAUCUCCUGCUGUUAAAGAAAAAGCAAAAACUCCAAAGUCAACUAAUUCCUUUGCUGAUAAAAAAGAGAAGACACUUCAGAAUCCACAUGCCAUAGAGGGAUUUGAAUUUUCCAUUAGUGACAAAGCACAUGAAAAUUAUACAUGCAAUAUAUGUGUAAAAAGUUUUCGAUACCAGAGUGAAUUUGUAAGUCAUCAACUUAUCCAUUCAAACAAAAAGGUUUAUCCAUGUGCAAUGUGCUCGUUAGUAUUUUUAACACCCAUGAAUUUCAAGAAACAUUUAGAAAAACAUAACAACAAUGGCCAUUUUGCCUGUGACAUCUGUACAUUUUUAACAGAUAGUAUGGAACAUUUAUCUAGACACAAGGGUAUACACAAGGAGAAGACACCAAGCAAACAGGAAAGUACGGGAAUCACAAAAGACCCUAUAAUCUGUGAAGAAUGUGGAAAAGAAUGCUCCAAUAUUCAUAGGCUAAAGCAGCAUCAACUUAUUCAUUCUGGUGAGAAACCACAUACAUGUUCUACUUGCAAUGUUGGUUUCCGUACUCUUGAUACUUUGAAAAAUCAUGAAAAAACCCACUUAGAAGGAAAGCCUUACCUAUGUGAUGAAUGUGGCAGAUCAUUUCAUCAAAUGUCAACACUUUUAACUCAUCGUCUUAUUCAUGAAAAAGCGAAAUUUGACUGUCAACUUUGUAAGGCAAAAUUUAAAAGACAUUCUGGAUUGAAACACCACAUGAUUUCAAUACAUUCUGACCACCCAGACACUGACACAGAAAAAGCAUUGAAGUGCCAGAUUUGUAAUAGACUGUUUCCAACUAAGAAAGGUUUAGAUGGCCAUCAGAGAAUCCAUUCUGGGGAAAAACCUUACAAAUGCAGUGUUUGUAACAAGAAAUUUUCAGAUUCUAGCAAUCGUAAUAAUCAUGAAAAAACUCAUAUCAAUUCAUCAAAAAAGCAUCAAUGUUUCAAAUGUGAAAAAUCUUAUACACACCGGAGAGAUUUAAUUGUACACAUUGAAAAACUUCAUAAAGAUUAUGUAAGAAAUGAAAAUGAAGAAGGAAUUGACAUUGAAACAGUUGAAAGGGAAAAUGACGAUGUCAAAGAGGAUGAAGAAAGUCAGAAAAGUUCAUCAGAAGUGGAUUUAGUAAACAAUGAGAAGGGAGAUAACUCUGAAGUGGAUUUAGUAAACAGUGAGAAGGGAGACAACUCACAAGUGGAUAUAGUAAUCAGUGAGAAGGGUGAUAACUCAGUAUGUGGCCAGGAAUCAGUAUUAGCAACAUUAAAUCUGGAGAGAUGUGACAGUAAAGUUAAAAGCUCAACUAGUCCUACUUCAGAUCAAACAACAGAAAAAUCAAAAUUAGAUGGAGAUUCAGUGGAGCAAGAAGGUGCUGACAUGAGCAGUAGUAUAGAAAUUAACAAGAAACAAACUGAUCAAGAAAAUGAUAACACAAAUACUGGUUCUCUAUGUGUAGAACCAGUUAAAGACGACGAAGCAAGUUCUUUGGGUCAUGUUGAUCAAGGAAGCACUUUAACCAACACAAGUUUGUUGAUCCCUAGCCAACAGUCUGAUAAUGCUGAAACACAACAACAGUCAAUUGAAGCCUCUACAAGCAUGACAAGCUCAGCUGUCAAGUCUUUAUCUGCCAGCCCACAAUUUACAGGUCUGAUUGAACCACAACUUCAGUCUGAAUUUUCUGAUUUGUCUGUAGAAGCUCAGAGUGUGGUUCAGAAUGUUCUUCUUCAUAGUAGUGACAGCGAUAAUGGUCCAUCAACAAUAUAUGUGGUACAAUCUGAAACAGUGUCAGAGGGAGCUCAACCUGAAGUUCUGUAUUUGAUAACUGAAAAAAAGCAGUAGCUGAGGGAAUAAAGAUAUAAUGUUUGAAUUGAAAAUGACAGAAUUGCUUCAUGCAAGGUGUACAUGUAGCUAAAGUUGUGCAUUAUUGUCCAGGUUUAUAUAGUGAUUAUUGACUUUUUUUAAGGGCAUUGUCAAAAUAUUAAAGAAAUUUCUUCAUGAUUUGCAUCAUGAGGAAUUGUGCAUUUUGUUUUUUGCUUUCUUAGAGUUUAAAGUAAGGUGGCUUUGUGAAUGCAAAGUGUAAAACUUUGAAUGGAAUUGAUCAAAUUUAUUGAAUUGCAUUGUAUCAUAUGUAAAGAUUAUUUUCUCAUUGGUUAUUUUUUCUGUUAGAGAUAAUUAAGACAUUUUGCUGUAUGCAGCUGUAUGUAAGUUAAGUUUAUUUGACUUUUUACAGUAAUGCAAUGUUUAUGUUUGUAUAUAUAGUCAGCUUUAGUAUAAUCCAAUCAUGAUCAGUAAUGAAUUAAUUUCUGAGACACAAUUUAAGUUUCCUAGGACAGUUAAUAUUAAGAAGUAUGAACAUAAAUGUUCCUCUCAAUAAUAAUAAUAAUAAAAGAAUCAUAAUUCUUUAUUUAAAGAGGGUUACACAAUUAGCUAUAAAACUAAUCUUCCCUGUGACCCUCAUAAAAUACAUUGAAAUAUAACAAACAGAAAAUUACAAAAUAAUCAAACAAAAACACACAUAACAUGCAUAAGAAAAAUCAUAUAAGAAA